Folsomia candida is the source of this 1807-nucleotide messenger RNA. RefSeq lists its product as uncharacterized. Bases 504 to 1532 code for a protein of 342 amino acids. NCBI's taxonomy places the organism in Eukaryota, Metazoa, Arthropoda, Collembola, Entomobryomorpha, Isotomidae. The transcript has 7 exons. Gene Ontology annotation, molecular function: protein binding. The record is from RefSeq and is a predicted model, not a curated record.
AUUGGCAGUUUGCAUGACAUGACAUGUGGCGAAACAAGCUGAAAUGCAAACCAGACCUAGAAAAAACAGCAGCCUAAUCCUACACAUCGUGCAUUGUGCGAAAUAGUUUCGACCCGCUGCCCUUUCCAACCGCACGAGCAGGCUGGGGAUUCCAUGAUAUGGCUCAAAUAAUGAGUUGGCACACAAACCGUUAAAUAUAACCCAUUGAGGAGAAAAAUUAGCAUCAGUCUGUCUUUGGAACUUGGGUGGUUAAUUCGGUGAUCAUCCAUUCUGGGGAAAAGGUCUUAUUUACACGCAUCCUGUUUUUGUGCAUUCCCAGGAAGGAAGUGACGCAGCCUGACACACACUAAAUGACAGCUUGUAUAUUCGGAAUUAAAGUGGGCGAUGCCGGAAUAAAGUUCCAAAUUCAUGUGACCAAGCGAUCGAGUUUGUUAUUCAGAACCCAUAAAAAGGAAAGAAGAGGAACUCGCGAAAUAUUGAGCAAUAGUUAAGAAAUUAGGACGAUGACAAAUCCUGGUCUGCCUCUGGGACACUGUCGACAGAUAGCGGUGCUGAUUUUGAUCUCCUGCAUUACUUACGUCUCACCUGAUGUGUUACGACGCGACGUGGGGCACCCAACUUUCACUCCUGGUGGCGGUGGCGGUGGGGUCCAGAUGGACCCUCCGCCCUACAACGUGAGCAUACAUCACCUGUCCCCCCAUUCUGUCGAGGUCAGUUGGAACUGCAAAGGCCAAAACUCCCACGACAAAUACGAAGUUACGCUUAAACCCCUCGAAGCCAGUUACAGAGUAAUCGAGACCGUCCCCUUCAACACGUGCUUCAUAAAAUUGGAACGGCUCGAUCCCAACACGAGCUACCAAGUUUCUGUGGCCUCCUUUGCUGGAAAGGUGCGGAAACGAUCCAGCUCCGUCAUCUUCAGAACUUUUGCGGACGUGGAUGUCGAUUAUGGGGACGUUGUUGAGGACGAUACUUCACCCUCGACAGCCACCUCGCCCUCGUCCUCCCAGGGCGGCAAAGACCGGCUCCGACUUCCCAGGGUACGCCUCGUGGAAGUGAGUUUGGUGGGAAUGGCGCUGAUUUUGUGGGCAGGAGCCAUCGUCCUCUUCUUCCACCGCUGGGGAAAAAUAAGAAUGCUCCUCCCCUUCACACCCGACUACAAGGAGAUGAAGAGGACCACCUCCAUUUGCGCCAACUGCUCCAUGACGCCCCAUCACCAGUGCUGCCGAGUGCAUCAGUUGGCAUACGCUGGUGCGGAGUUCGUGGGACCGCUCGUCGGAGGUCCGGUGACCAUGUCGCUACCCACGAAGGCCGACCUCGUCACCGUCCCAGUCACCGACACGGGUUGCAGCCCAAUCCGACCGAGAUUAAACUCAUUCAUCGUCUACGACAUCAACGACUGCAGAAAGGAACAUCGUGCAGGAAUGUAUCGGAAAUCAAAGAGUGCUGAGCACUUGGCACACUACGCCCCCUUCACGGAAGAGGAGCCUCAUGGGGACAUUAUUUCUGUGGAUGUGGCUGGAACAGAAAUUUGAUUCAUUAUUGUUCCCAUAUUUUACGACAAAGAGCUACAGAACACGGUUUUGGGCUACAAUUCAAUAACUCACUAAUUUUAUACAGCUUCAUUUCCGGCAAGAUAGAUUUGGUCCAAGUAUAAAGACGGGGAAUUCUAUCUUCUCAACUAUUUGCAAGCCCCCUCACACAAUAAUAUUCGUCUCAAAGUAUUGGGAAGAAUUAACUGUCUCUAUUGCGCAAUUCUAAUAAAUAUGUAAAUAAACCAAUAAACGUUGAUACUGCUACUGUUUCGUAA